Molecule: messenger RNA, 1106 nt
Organism: Aspergillus welwitschiae
Lineage: Eukaryota; Fungi; Ascomycota; Eurotiomycetes; Eurotiales; Aspergillaceae
Exons: 1
Coding region: 289-912 (207 amino acids)
Source: RefSeq, a predicted model, not a curated record
UGAGUCCUGAUUACUCGACGAGUAAAUGGGUAUUCACAUUCACAGCAACAGCCUGUCGAACAUGGCCAUCAGUAUAUAGAAUUUGUUAACCGCCUUAUAUAGCUACAUUCUCAUCACUUAUCCAUUCUCAUUCUUUUUGGGCCAAUUCCCCUCAUGAGUGAUCGUUCAUCACAGUGAGACAUUUCCCGCAACACGAGACUCUCUCUCUAUCAGGGGGUCAUUGAUACUACUAUAGAUCGUUUGCUUGCCUCAACUCUCCAGCUUGACCCUCGCCUAUAUCUUUAAGUCAUGGACAAUAAGGCACAUUACCCCUCAGAUUUCCUGGAAGCACGAAGCAACACCCUAACAGACGACGAGGUAAACCACCUGGUCGAGAAGCCGGGAUGCGCAGCCCGCUUCGUCUACGGAGUCCUCAUGCUCCCCACAGUGCUUAAGUACUUCCUGGACGUGCCCCAGACAACGGACAUCGCCAGACGCAUGAUGAGCGCAACCGUGUACGGCUUCAAGCUCUACCAAUUCGGCCCUGACAGCACACCCGUCAUGCUGCCCUCAUCGGAUCCACAGCACCGAGUCGAAGGGAUGCUUAUACUUGGACUGAAUGAAGAGCAGCGCAACAAAGUCUACGAAUACGAGAGCGGGCUUAUGAGGCUGGUAGAUGUGCAGGCGUAUAUCACCCAGCUUGACUCAUUCGAGGGUUAUGAAAUUCGCAGUGUGAGGAUUGUUGAUGCGGGAGCGUUCGUCUGGAACCAGGAGAAGGCGGACGAGGCGAUGAAUGAGCUUUCGUCGACAGAUCAGGGUAUGUAUACCUGGCCAAUAGAUGGACUUGUUUGUAGCCAGUUAUAUCGGAAUAUGUGUGCGGCUCAGCGCGCGUCAACGAUGGAUCUGGCGAGGACGUCGGCAUCGGGUGUUUAGGGGUAUGUCUUGCUUUGCUGGGGAGCAUUGGGUCAAAGGAGUAGACGUUCUAGGCUUGUUUAUCGGGCGUUUGGUUAGUUGGUUGGGUCUAGACUGUCUAUUUGUACGACCACUAUGGUUUGCUUCGGGUGUUGGCUUGGUUAAUAUUUGGAUAUGUGUUACAUGGAUAGAUGAGACCUUCCCUAGCACAGCAA